GUUAGCCUUAUCGCUCUGGUUGUUCCCGGAACAGAGAUCCAAGGCCUUGGACAGCAGCUGUUUAUAACGUUGCCUUACGCCUACUGCAUUGCAUAGAGAAGUGGGAUAACAGUUGUGUUCCUGAGUACCACGGCACUGUUUGUGUUCCUGAGUACCACGGCACUGUUUGUGUUCGUGAUCAGGGUGCUGAGAAUACAAGAAUGAGGGACUUGAGCUGGCUGUGUAACCAUUUGUGUUGUUUGUUAUUCUUCGCGCUGUUUCUCAGCUUAGCAUUCACUGCAGAUGUGGAGGAGAUUGAAGAGUCGUCUGAAGCUACAAAUGUGGGGGAGAGGGAGGAGUCCACAGAUGCUGAUGAUGAUUCACGGUCAACCUUGCAGAGUGAGAGUACUCCAGCUGAAGAGGAGGAAGAACUUUCCACAGAGUCUCAUGUUAUAGCUGGGCAGAUCAUUCAUGCCACAGAGGAGCAACAACAGGCGGAACAAAGCAAGGAUGUGUCACAAGAGUCAGAGAUCGUAGCAGGUGAUGCCAGCAAGGAGCCAGAUUAUGUGCCUGGUGCUGCUGCAGGAGAAAAGGACAUCUCUGAAGGAAAAAAUGCUAUUAUUGCAGUUGGAGGUAACUCCGCUGGUCAGGCCUGUGUGUUUCCAUUUUUAUUCAUGGAAAAGGAGUAUAUGGAAUGUACCACUGAUGGCAGGUUAGAUGGUCGGCUUUGGUGUGCCACGACCUACGACUACCAGAAAGACCAAAAAUGGGGUUUCUGUGAAACUGAAGAGCAGGCAAACAUGAGGAGGCAACUGCAAGAGGCAGAGGAUCUCUACAUUACGGGGAUGAAAAUGGUCAAUGCAACCAGCAAGAAAGCACAGAAGAGAGAAGGAUACAAGAUGCUGAUGAAAGCUGCAGAGAUGGGCAACACCAAAGCCAUGGAAAAGGUGGCAUAUGCUAUGCUUUUUGGUGACUACAUGGAUCAGAAUGUACAAUUAGCUAAAGACUUUUCUGUGAAACUGGCAGAGGAAGGAUCACCAAAAGGACAGACAGCUCUUGGUUUUCUUUAUGCUGUUGGACUGGGCUUUAACUCAAGUCAAGCCAAGGCAUUGGUUUACUACACAUUUGGAGCACUUGGAGGAAAUUUAGUUGCUCACAUGAUAUUGGGUUAUCGGUACUGGGCUGGGAUUGGCGUCUCUCAGAGCUGUGAAUCUGCACUCACUCACUAUCGUCUAGUCGCCAAUCAUGUUGCUAGCGACAUUUCACUGACCGGCGGCAGUGUAGUGCAAAGGAUUCGACUGGCGGAUGAAGUGGAAAACCCAGGAAUGGCUAGUGGAAUGCUGGAAGAAGACCUGAUACAGUAUUAUCAGUUCCUGGCGGAGAAGGGAGACGUUCAAGCACAGGUAGGCCUCGGUCAGCUGCAUUUGCACGGUGGGCGAGGAGUGGAGCAGAACCACCAGAGAGCUUUUGAGUAUUUCAGUCAAGCAGCAAAUGCUGGGAAUUCUCACGCCAUGGCCUUUUUAGGAAAGAUGUACUCAGAAGGCAGUGAAUCUGUACCUCAAAACAAUGAAACAGCACUUCAUUAUUUUAAGAAAGCUGCAGACAUGGGUAAUCCAGUAGGCCAGAGUGGACUUGGAAUGGCUUACCUUUAUGGAAAGGGAGUUGCUGUGAACCAUGAUCUUGCACUGAAGUACUUCCAGAAGGCUGCUGAGCAAGGCUGGGUGGAUGGACAGCUUCAGCUGGGAAACAUGUAUUACAAUGGCAUUGGUGUGAAACGGGACUACAAGCAGGCCCUCAAGUAUUUUAACUUAGCCUCUCAGUCUGGCCACAUCCUGGCUUUUUACAACUUGGCUCAGAUGCAUGCCACAGGUACUGGGGUGAUGCGAUCUUGUCACACUGCUGUGGAGCUGUUCAAGAACGUGUGUGAGCGAGGUCGGUGGUCAGAGAGAAUGAUGUCGGCAUAUAACAGCUACAAAGAUGGCGACUUUGGUGCUGCGUUGGUACAAUAUCUUCUGCUUGCGGAACAGGGUUAUGAGGUGGCCCAGAGCAAUGUGGCAUUUAUUCUUGAUCAGAAAGAAUCACAGCUGUUCCGUGAGGAAGAGGUUUAUCCCAGAGCACUUUUGCACUGGAACAGGGCAGCAGCACAAGGCUAUACUGUGGCUAGGAUAAAACUUGGUGAUUAUCAUUUCUACGGCUAUGGCACAGAAGUUGAUUAUGAAACAGCACUGAUCCACUACCGACUCGCUUCUGAACAGCAGCACAGUGCACAAGCCAUGUUCAACCUUGGCUACAUGCAUGAGAAAGGGCUGGGAAUAAAGCAGGAUAUUCAUCUGGCAAAGCGUUUCUAUGACAUGGCAGCAGAGGCAAGUCCUGAUGCUCAAGUGCCCGUCUUCCUGGCACUCUGCAAACUAGGGGCGUUGUACUCACUGCAGUAUUUACAAGAGCUCAGUCUCAAAGAAGUGUUCUUGCAGAUUGACAUGGACCAGCUGUUGGGACCAGAGUGGGACUUGUACCUAAUGACCAUCAUUGCCCUGCUUCUAGGGACUGUAAUAGCAUACAGACAGAGACAACAUCAGGCAAUUCCUAGACCAGCAGCACCCCAGAACGCACAACCACAGCAACAGCCACAGCCAGAAGGACCCCCAGGACAGCAAGAGCAACCACAGGCAUGAAGAUACCCCGAUUGUAACAGGAGCAGCCACCCGGCGUGAACAGACUCUGCUUCCCCUUCACAGACUGAAGACAUUCUCUGAAAUGUUAACGUGAAAGGCUAGUCUCAGAGACAAGUUAAAUGCUUAACUGAAAAGCUGCUUAGGAAGUUUCCUUUUCAGGGAUUACAUAACUCUGCGAACACUGAACUAAUUUCUUCUGAAUUGCUAUUAAAAUACUUUUCAGAUUUUAUGCACACAACAACGUGUACAGCUUCAGCAGUUUUGUCUAAUGCAUUUCGAAUCCGGGUGCUACACUUGGAAGUGUUUGUGUGUUAGUUCUACAAAAACUCCCGUUUUUCAUCCCAGACAUAAGAAGAGGAGCUACAAAGCAGGUGUUUCUUAAUCACUGUUUUUAAAGGCGAAUUAAGACAUCAUUUUUGUGGACCAUAUGUCCUCUGGUAGAGACUUACUUGAAACUGAUGUCACGGUCACUACUAUGCAAUAGGCACAGUGUUGCACUGGUUGCAGCUAUAUCCAUGUGUUAAAUAUUUUUUUCCUGUUUUUGAUUCUGUGGUUUUAUGAUGGCUGUAUAUUGCUGCACUUUGCCUCCAACAGUCUAGUUAACAUGCAUCCAUUUACUGAAUUCAAAUAAGCAAAUGGCCCCAGUCUUGAGAUCUUUUCAAGAGUGCUUUAGACAUUCCGACUUUUCAUACCAUGUCAGUGUGACAGAGUACUUGUAUUGCAUUCAUUUUCUGUAAGAAUUUGCUCAUUGGUUGUGAAGUAGACAUUACAGACUACCUAAGUUUCACAGUCAUCCUUUCUCUGAUUUUAUUAGCUGUGCUAGGGAUCUCCUGUGUAGUUUUGAAGUUAAAUUAUGAGCAGAUUUGACCUUCAAGUGAGAAUUUUUGAGGAAAUACAAACACCUAUGCAAACUGGUGGAAAAUAAAACCUGUGUUUGUAACAGGCAAGAGUGUUAAGUGAAAUGCCGGGGUGUGAUGUGCUAAUUGUAGACUUGCAAAUGGAUGAGUGCUGUGAGACCUGCUGAGCUAACACCAUCUGAAAUUUUCGCACAUCAGUUUUUUGAAAUUUCAUAUUCUUUUUAGUCUUCCAACUAAAACAAAGUGUUUACAGUUAAAAGUAACAUAAUUUGAUACAAUAUAAGUACGGUUAUGGUGAGUUUUGUUAAUUUAUUUUCCACAGACAGAGAGAGGUUAAUUUCUCCGUGUUGUGGUCAUCAGGGGAAUCUUAUUGCAGCACUAUUCCGCAUACCACUAGAGGGAGCACUUUGGCUAAAGAUCUUAAGGUCCACACCUCUACUCAUUGUAAAUCUCCUCUCAAUUCAGAGAUGCCCAACUUGUUUUUCUUCCCUAUGCCCUUAUGUUAGAGUUGCCUCAUUGAUUCUGACAGUUGAGUUUUGAUUAAAUAUGAAAAAAAACUUGUUAAAAUA
Messenger RNA from Protopterus annectens (West African lungfish), 4077 nucleotides. It is a transcript of the gene SEL1L, whose product is annotated as SEL1L adaptor subunit of ERAD E3 ubiquitin ligase. Gene Ontology annotation, molecular function: protein binding. Gene Ontology annotation, biological process: ERAD pathway. Lineage: Eukaryota; Metazoa; Chordata; Ceratodontiformes; Protopteridae. The transcript is spliced from 21 exons. The record is from RefSeq and is a predicted model, not a curated record. Bases 201 to 2651 code for a protein of 816 amino acids. Gene Ontology annotation, cellular component: endoplasmic reticulum membrane.